Messenger RNA from Amborella trichopoda, 1929 nucleotides. NCBI's taxonomy places the organism in Eukaryota, Viridiplantae, Streptophyta, Magnoliopsida, Amborellales, Amborellaceae. The record is from RefSeq and is a predicted model, not a curated record.
GUAGGUCUAUUGCCAGCCCUAAUAUUAAUGCACUUGCUGGGACCGACAUUCCACUCCUUCCCAUGUAAUCAACGGCGACUUACUUGUCCACGUUGACCGACAUUCCACUCCCCAUUUCUUCUCUACACGCAUAGACUUCCGUCCCUCUUCUCUCUCUACACCAAGACUCUCUUGGAGUCAGCCCCCUUCUCCCCUGCACACAAAAAGCCUUCUCUGUCUCUGUCUCUCUCUAUAUCCUUGAAAAGACAGAGAUUGGAUCCCCAACUUUCUCUCUCUUCAUUUAGGAGAGAGAAAGGAAGAAGAUGGUGGUGGAACAUGUUGUGAUGAUGCCAUUCAUGGCGCAGGGGCACCUCAUCCCAUUUGCCGCCCUUGCUGAGCUCCUCUCUGAGCUUCACUCCCUCAAAAUCACCCUCGUCAAUACCCCCCACAACGCCUCCAAGCUGCGCUCCAUGAUGAAUCCCAAGGCCGCCGGCGCCAUCGACGUCGCUGAGCUCCCCUUCUCGAGCGCCGACCAUGGCCUCCCCCCGGAUGCCGAGAACACAGAUGCCCUCCCUUACCCUCUCAUUCUCCGCCUCUUCGAAGCCUCCGAGACCCUCGAACCUGCCUUUGAGAGCCUCAUCUCCGAUGUCGCUCGCAAAGAUGGCCGCCUACCGCUUUGCAUCGUCGCGGACGUCUUCUGUGGCUGGACAGUGUUGGUGGCAGAGAGGCUUGGCAUCCAUCACGUGGUAUUCACUACCUGCGGGGCCUUCGGCACGUUGGGGUACGCAUCUACAUGGUUGCACCUGCCGCAUGUGGGGACUGACGCCGACGAGUUCCCGGUCCCAGGUAUGCCGGGCGUCAGGCUUCACCGGACGCAGCUCGCGAGCCACCUCAGAGUAGCGGACGGCAAAGACGGAUGGUCGAUCUUUUUACAGAAGCACAUAUCCCUCUCAAUGCAUCGGUCGAGGGGUGAUAUGCUAUGCAACACGGUGGCCGAGCUCGAGCCGGAUGGUAUAAGGCUACUGCAAACGAUGACUGGGAGCCGAGUCUUGCCAAUUGGGCCCCUCUUGCCUCUCUCUCUCUUCUCCGAGAAUUGGGCGAGGGAGCGCGGGGGCAAGCCACUGGGGAUCUCAGCCGAAAGCUGCAUAGCCUGGCUCGAUACUCAGCCACUGCGCUCGGUCCUGUACGUUUCAUUUGGGUCGCAGAACACAGUUUCGAGGUGGCAACUGAAGGAACUGGCACUGGGUCUCGAGGCGAGCGGUGCAGGAUUCAUCUGGGUGGUGCGACCACCGUUGGAGUUCCCCAUGACUGCCGAGUUCAGAUCAGAGUGGCUUCCGGAAGGGUUCGAGGAGCGGGUGAAAGACCGCGGCCUGAUCGUCAAGGGGUGGGCACCGCAACUGGCGAUUCUGUCGCACAAGGGGACCGGCGCUUUCCUGAGCCACUGCGGGUGGAAUUCGGUAUUGGAGAGCCUAAGCCAAGGAGUUCCUCUCAUUGGAUGGCCCAUGGCGGGGGAGCAAUUCUACAACACGAUCAUGUUGGGGGACGAAAAAGUUGGGGUCUGUGUGGAGGUUGGGAGGGGGAAGGAGGUGGGGGUGGAUAGAGAGAAGGUGGCGAGAGUGGUGGCGGAGGUGGUGAAAGGGGAGAAGGGAGCGGAGAUGAGGAGAAAGGCCGCCGAGAUGAGAGAGGACCUCAGGAAAGGGAUGGCGGAGGAGGAGAGCGGUGGUGGUUCUUCUCUUAGAGCUUUGGAUGAAUUCGUUGCAUCAAUUGUGAGCCCGCAUGUGCACUUUGUGGCUUGACUUAUUAAUGGCUGUUGCUUCAAAUUGAGCCGCAGUAUUGCACCCUUGGCUCUUUAGUGUGCUCCUUCUAAGGCUCGCAGGACCACCAAUUCUUUGGAUGCUUUCGCCUGGAAAGGCAACAUAUUUUAAGUUUAGAAUAAAAUUUUGUUGGACA